Molecule: messenger RNA, 1935 nt
Organism: Harmonia axyridis
Lineage: Eukaryota; Metazoa; Arthropoda; Insecta; Coleoptera; Coccinellidae
Product: pre-piRNA 3'-exonuclease trimmer-like
Exons: 7
Coding region: 270-1871 (533 amino acids)
Biological process (GO): nuclear-transcribed mRNA poly(A) tail shortening
Cellular component (GO): cytoplasm; endoplasmic reticulum
Molecular function (GO): RNA binding; poly(A)-specific ribonuclease activity
Source: RefSeq, a predicted model, not a curated record
CAUGUAUAAACACUUGAUUUUUUAAGUGAAAAAGAAAUAUGUAUUCCACACCAAUUCAAAUUCACAGGGUGUCAAAAAUAUAAUCAUAAGUUGAUGACAAAUGUUAGAAGUGCAAAUCUCGUUUCUAUACCAUGACCAUUUUUUAUUAUAGAAUAUAAUAUAGAAUAGAAAAAUAUUCUAAACUCAAAGAUCAUAACGGCAUAACCUCACAAAUAUUGUCGGUGUGAAUAAAAACCUUUUGGGUUGAUAUUUUAUUAUUGAAACUGAAAAUGUCUGAAAUUGACUCAUCCACAUUCAAGCAAAACUUCGAGGAUAUCAAGAGUAAUAUCAAAGCUGCAAAAUUCAUCGGUAUCGACUUGGAAUUCAGUGCUUUGAAUCCUCUCUCUAAUUAUGCUCCAAGUUUAUUCGAUACCCCAAAACAGAGAUAUCAUAAACUAAAAAAAAAUGUUGAAAACUCAAUUCCCUUACAAAUAGGAUUAACUGCCUUUAAAUUUGAUGCUGAUGCAAAUCAUUAUGUAGGGAAAGCAUAUACUUUCUAUGUAAAACCUGCUCUGUUUUCUCAUGUGAACAGGUAUUUUCAUUUUGAGACUAGUUCUAUUGAGUUUUUAGCCUUUCAUAAUUUUGACUUUAAUAAGUGCUUUUUGAAAGGUAUACCCUACAUGAGUAGGAUUCAAGAAGAAGACUUGAGAAGGAAGCUCAAAAAUAAUGAAAUUUAUGAAACUAAUAUGAAUUUUAUGGGUGAAAUAAGGUCUUGUUUAGAUAAUGUUUCAAAAAUAGUUAAUGAAUGGUACGAAACAGCAACAAUUGGUGAUAUAUUGCUUCUGGAUGAUUUUUCUAGCAGAUAUCAAACUGACAUAGAGUUCAAAUUUUGUUUCCAUAAAUUCAUCAGAAGAAACUUUUCAGAUAUUUGGAUUUUUCCACAUCGGAUAUUAACAUUAAACAGAGUUGAUGCUAAGGAAUUGAAUGAACUGAAUGAUGAAAAUGACUUCAAUGAAGAGAUAAUUGAUUCUCUUCUUGGCUUUGGAAAAGUUUAUAAACUUCUUGUUUCGUUGAAGAAACCUAUUAUCGGCCAUAAUGCCCUGAUGGAUGUUCUCAUACUUCUCACAAACUUUGAAGGAAAUUUACCGGAUAAAUAUGAUGAUUUCAAAAAAUUGUCCACAAAACUAUUUCCUAUAAUUUUUGACACUAAGCAUAUCUAUUAUAAUAUACAAAGAAAAAAUCCUGAAGAAAAACGUUGUAAUAAUACAGACUUGAAAUCUUUAUAUGAGUUCUUCAGUGAUGGAGUAGGUAGACAUUUAACAAAGAUGGAUUCAACCAGUAUACAAAUUGAAGGAGAUAAAGAACUGAUUGGGAAGUACCACAAUGCAGGUUGGGAUGCAUUUUGUGCAGGUUACAUUUUUAUUCGGUUAGCAUUUUCUGAAAUGUGCCAAAAACAUCCAUCAGGUAAAAUAUUUAUGCCAACAGAAUAUUUGAGAGGAAUGUCGCAGUAUAAUAAUUGUUUGAAUGUAAUUAGAUGUUCUGUAAAUCACAUUAAUUUGAAUGGUGAAGAUCCUCCAAGUAUUAGGCCACCUUACUAUGUGAUAGAACCUCAAGGAAAUAAAAAACUCGAUUUCAUGGAGUUGACUUCAGCUUUGAGUGCAUUCGGCAGUAUAGAAAUCAAACCGAUGUCUUGGAAAAAUAGUAAAGCAUUAAUAGCUGUCGACAACUAUUCCAGUGCUAAAUCCAUGAUUCGAGAAUUCAACAAAACGAAGAAGUUCAAAGUACAAGAGUAUAGUUUCAUUAGGCAUUCUCCAAUAGUGCGUGCUGCCCUCUGGAGCGGUGUAACGUUAUCUGGUAUGACUUUGUUGUUACUGAUGGUUACAAAUAGAUGAUUUGUUCAUUGGUGAGGAAAUGUUUCACAGUAUUAUAACAAUUAAGUACAAAAAUUUAUUUCUU